CAGAGUCCCUCUUAGAUUCGAUUGCCAAGUCCCCCAAAAAAAAAAAAAACAAAAAUCCCCAAAUCUCUCUCAAACCCAUUAGCAGCUCACAGUUUCGUUAUCUUCGCUUCAGAUUACCCUAACCCUCGGAUGGUUCUGGAAGACUCUUUCUUUCUCAGUGAGUUGGAUCGUUCCAUGGACGUCGACCACCACCAAGCGUACGAUGCCUGAGCUGCGUCGCAACGCACGCAGAGAUCGGGCUAAUAAUAAGAACCCGAACCAGAACCCAAUUGCUUUGACACAAUCACCAGUUAGGAGAAAUCCGAGGCGGCUGAAGAAACUGGUGGCCAAGGAGGAGGCGAUUGUAGUAGCAGAGAAGACGACGCCUUUGGUGAAUAAUACUGCAGUAAAGGAGGAAGAACAGAUUAGGGUUUCGAGAGAAGAUAAGAAGAUGGAUGAACACGACAGUGGCGGCCAAGCAGCACCAGUGCCUGAUGAUGAAGGAAACACUCCUCCACUUCCUGAAAAGGUUCAGGUUGGUGGUUCACCCAUGUACAAGUUAGAUAGAAAACUAGGCAAAGGAGGUUUUGGACAAGUUUAUGUUGGUCGAAAGAUGGGCACAGCCACUCCUAAUGCUAGAUAUGGGCCGGGAGCUAUAGAGGUUGCUUUGAAAUUUGAGCAUAGAAGCAGCAAAGGAUGCAACUACGGACCACCGUAUGAGUGGCAAGUUUACAAUGCACUUGGUGGCAGUCAUGGUGUGCCGCGAGUGCAUUUUAAAGGUCGGCAAGGUGAUUUUUAUGUGAUGGUUAUGGAUAUUCUUGGGCCUAGCUUAUGGGAUGUUUGGAAUAGUACCACUCAAGCGAUGUCAACAGAGAUGGUUGCAUGUAUAGCGAUUGAGGCAAUAUCCAUAUUAGAAAAGAUGCAUUCGAAAGGAUAUGUGCAUGGUGAUGUAAAACCAGAGAAUUUUCUGCUUGGGCCUCCCGGGACUCCUGAAGAGAAAAAACUUUUUCUUGUCGACCUCGGCUUAGCAACCAAAUGGCGUGAUAAUGCAACUGGACUACAUGUCGAAUAUGACCAGCGUCCUGAUGUUUUUAGAGGAACAGUACGUUAUGCUAGUGUACAUGCUCAUCUUGGCAGAACUUGUAGUCGGCGGGAUGACCUGGAAUCUCUUGCUUACACUCUUGUUUUCCUUCUCCGAGGCCGGCUUCCAUGGCAAGGCUACCAGGGAGAGAACAAAGGUUUCCUUGUUUGCAAGAAGAAGAUGUCUACUUCCCCAGAAACUCUUUGCUGCUUCUGCCCCCUACCAUUUCGUCAAUUUGUUGAGCAUGUUGUCAAUUUGAAGUUUGAUGAGGAGCCUGACUAUGCAAAAUAUAUCUCCCUUUUUGAUGGAGUAGUUGGCCCAAACCCAGACAUUAGGCCAAUAAAUACUGAAGGUGCACAGAAGCUCAUAUAUCAAGUGGGUCAAAAGAGGGGGAGGCUGACAAUGGACGAGGAGGACGAACAACCAACAAAGAAGGUCAGAUUGGGAAUGCCAGCAACACAAUGGAUCAGCAUUUACAGUGCACACAGACCUAUGAAACAACGAUAUCAUUAUAAUGUCGCUGAUGAAAGGCUUGCACAACACAUUGAAAAGGGAAAUGAGGAUGGUUUAUUUAUCAGCAGUGUAGCUUCUUGCGCAAAUCUCUGGGCCUUGAUCAUGGAUGCAGGAACUGGCUUUACGGAUCAAGCUUACCAGCUAUCACCGAGCUUUCUCCACAAGGAAUGGAUUAUGGAACAGUGGGAAAAGAAUUACUACAUUACAGCAGUAGCAGGAGCAAGUAACGGGAGCUCAUUUGUUGUUAUGUCGAAGGGUAAUGUUGGUUUAUUCCUUUUGAUUGCUUGUGUAACAGUUGUUACCGUUUUAUCUAUGUUUCACAACAUUCAUAUUUUGUAUUCAGGGACUCAGUAUUUACAGCAAUCCUACAAAGUCAGCGAUUCUUUUCCCUUCAAGUGGAUAAAUAAAAAGUGGAGAGAAGGAUUUUAUGUUACAUCUAUGGCAACUGCUGGAAGCAAAUGGGGGAUUGUAAUGUCUCGUGGAGCUUAUUUUUCUGACCAGGUUGUGGAACUAGAUUUUCUAUACCCUAGCGAAGGUAUACAUCGUCGGUGGGAAAAUGGCUACCGAAUUACAUCAGUUGCUGCAACUUGGGAUCAGGCUGCCUUUGUUCUUAGUGUGCCAAGAAGAAAACUUACUGAUGAGACACAGGAGACUCUUAGAACCUCAGCUUUUCCUAGUAAUCAUGUCAAGGAAAAAUGGGGCAAGAAUCUUUACAUAGCAUCUAUUUGUUAUGGACGAACUGUCUCAUGAAGUUCUUCUAAUUUCUGUUAGGAUGCAACUCAUUUAGCUUUUACCAUACAUCCGCUCAGUGAGAAAAAAACAUCUGUUGUGAUCAGUGAUGCUGUGGCUUAGGGAAAUCUUUUAGGAAGAUUGAAUGAACGAUGGACGCCAGACUCUUCUUCACUAGUGCUGUAAUGUAGUGUAUCAACUGCAAAAUUGUCCUUUUUUCAACUUGGAUGACCUGUUUAAGGAAAUAAGUUUAACUUUCUUAGAUAAAAAAGGGUAGUCUGGUCUUAUAUUUUUGCAAGAUCAUGUUGAUAUUAUGUGGCAGUGGCUGUAAUGAAGAAGGAAAUGGAUGUUUUUGAUAUUUAUUAUACCUGUCUUGAGAGUUUUGUCUU
Messenger RNA from Camelina sativa (false flax), 2691 nucleotides. Lineage: Eukaryota; Viridiplantae; Streptophyta; Magnoliopsida; Brassicales; Brassicaceae. The record is from RefSeq and is a predicted model, not a curated record.